Molecule: messenger RNA, 855 nt
Organism: Ambispora gerdemannii
Lineage: Eukaryota; Fungi; Glomeromycota; Glomeromycetes; Archaeosporales; Ambisporaceae
Source: the annotation of a GenBank genome assembly
AUGGAGGAAAGUAUAGACUCAGGAACUUCAACCUCAACCUCUAUCCCUAAGAAAAACAUUUCUAUUGACGAGGCUUUGGAGAAGUUAAAACAACAAUGUAAUGAAGAAUGGCAACAAAUAGUAAAUUUGCAACAUAAAGUCGUCGUCCCGAAACAAAAUGAGACUCCGUUGCAUACGGCACAAAGUAAGGAAAUAGCAAUAUUAAAACAAGAAGAGCAAAGGCUGCUUUUUGAGAUUGAAAUGGGAAAACGAGAGAUGAAAAGAACCCAAAAUGUACCACCUAUUGUCGAUGAACUCUUAGUCCGAAAGCAAGUCCAUCAAAUUAUACAACAAUACAAGAGAUCAAUCCCUUCGUUACGUCAAGAAUUAAAAAAUACUAGGGAUAAAUCUCAGAGAGAAAAACAAACACUCGAAGAAAGCGAUGCAAUUAACGCCGCUUUAACUUUGCGUGUUGAAAAAUUAAAGAACCACGAUUCUCAGGAUUCGACUACAAUUCAAAAUGCAGAAAUUAGUCAGAUGCAAGAAAAACUUGCCGCUGUAAAGCAGAAUCUGGAGUUUUUAAUGAAGGAGUUGAUUGCAUUUCUUGAUAAACAUUUUCCGCCAAAGUCGCUGUUAUCUGAUGAAUCAUCAAAAAAUAACAAUGAAGAUGAUGAAUCAGAUGAAUUGACAUCAUCUUUGAAAGCUAUAUUAGAAGAUUUAAUGAAUUUAUCAUUCUCAAAACCACACGAUCCGUGGCUUCUAAUCGACGAAGCAAAAGUAUGGUCACCAUAUGUAGAACUUUUGAUACGCGCUGAAAUAGCAGUUCGGAAUCCUAAAGACGCUACAAAGAUUAAAUUGAUCGAGUUUCAUGUGUAG